This is a messenger RNA of Teleopsis dalmanni, 1439 nucleotides long. RefSeq names its product 2-oxoisovalerate dehydrogenase subunit beta, mitochondrial (gene BckdhB). Bases 170 to 1267 code for a protein of 365 amino acids. The record is from RefSeq and is a predicted model, not a curated record. Gene Ontology annotation, molecular function: catalytic activity. Gene Ontology annotation, biological process: response to nutrient; branched-chain amino acid catabolic process. The transcript is spliced from 4 exons. Lineage: Eukaryota; Metazoa; Arthropoda; Insecta; Diptera; Diopsidae.
AAAAAGCACGGAAGCUCUUUGUAUGGUUAAUGCAAUUUACUCAGUAAAUGAAGCUUACUAAUGGCAACGCUCUGAACAUAUGAUCAUGAUAUGAUUUUUGAUUGCAUAAUUGUGAUCUUGCACUGUCGACAGUGGCUGGUUCUGAAAUUCGUGGGUCUGUGAUAUAAAAAUGAAUAAAAUUGCAAAAUCUCUACUCAAUAAUGUUAUUAAAUCCAAUACUCCUGUGUUGUCACGAAGUCAUUUUACCUACUAUCCCGACAAAGUGGCAACUAAUGGGUCCGCUACAGAACGUCAAAAGAUGAACAUGUUCCAAGCCAUAAACAACGCAAUGGAUUUGGCGCUACAAGAAGACUCAUCUGCUAUACUCUUCGGUGAGGAUGUAGGAUUUGGUGGUGUGUUUCGAUGCUCCAUAAACUUACGGGAUAAGUACGGGAAAGAGCGCGUUUUCAACACACCACUAUGUGAGCAAGGCAUCGCUGGGUUUGCAAUUGGAGUUGCUAAUGCUGGAUCAACGGCUAUUGCAGAAAUUCAAUUUGCCGAUUAUAUAUUUCCUGCUUUUGAUCAAAUUGUGAACGAAGCAGCAAAAUAUAGAUAUCGUAGUGGAGGUAUUUAUGAUUGCGGUUCACUAACAUUCCGUGUACCAUGCGGUGCCGUAGGCCAUGGUGCUUUAUAUCACUCCCAAAGUCCUGAAGCAUACUUUGCACAUACACCUGGUCUUAAAGUUGUUAUACCACGAGGACCAAUCAAAGCAAAAGGCUUGUUACUGUCUUGUAUACGUGAUCCAAAUCCAUGUAUAGUUUUUGAACCGAAAACUCUUUAUAGAGCUGCCGUUGAAGAGGUGCCUGUAGGCAAUUACACUUCUGAUUUAGGUAAAGCUGAUGUGUUGCGUCAAGGUAGCGAUAUAACAUUGAUUGGUUGGGGUACACAAGUUCACGUAUUGCUUGAGGUUGCCGACUUAGCCAAACAGCAAUUAAAUAUCAACUGUGAAGUUAUCGAUUUAGUUUCUAUACUGCCUUGGGAUAAGGAAACAGUUAUAAAGUCGGUGAAGAAAACUGGCCGUGUUGUUGUAGCGCAUGAAGCUCCACUUACACAAGGCUUUGGUUCCGAGUUAGCAGCGUCAAUACAGGAGAAUUGCUUCCUACACCUGGAAGCACCAGUUAAACGUGUGACCGGUUGGGAUACUCCGUUCCCCCAUGUAUUCGAACCGUUUUACUUGCCUAACAAAUAUCGUUGUUUAACAGCAAUUAAGGAAGUAGUCAAUUAUUAACUGAGCAAGACGGACCAUAGAUCAUAGAAGCCACUUAGCAUGACUACCAUAUAUUGCAUAUUUCAUAUAUGCACACUUUUGAUGCAAUUUUCGAGAUUGCAGUGUUUUUGACUUUUAAGUAACGAAUGCAUUUAUUUACGAAAUUUUAUUGGUUUAAGUUAUAUUUAAAGAU